This is a messenger RNA of Bemisia tabaci, 3738 nucleotides long. Lineage: Eukaryota; Metazoa; Arthropoda; Insecta; Hemiptera; Aleyrodidae. The record is from RefSeq and is a predicted model, not a curated record.
CCUAGGAGCUUCUCACUUCGGUUUUGACCAUCAGCACAGGCUUCCAAGCGUGCUCCCGAAUGUCUACAUUCCUUGUGUAACGAUUCCAUCCUUCAAGUUAUACAUUUUAUUCAGUCCAAACGACCUUUUUUCUGUUCAGUUCUUCCACUUUAUAGUUAUUUCCCCAUAACACCAGGAACGCCUUGUCGGAGAACGUUAUCCUUAGCAUGGUGCUAAACUCGACCGUGAUAUGGUGCCGACUUCGUGACAUGGUCUCGAAACCCGUUUUCUGACUUUUCAGCUCAGACCGAACCGAUUUUCAAAGCGAAAACCUGGACGAGAAUGCAUAAUAUCUAUAGUGAAGGAUACUAUUCUUGCAGCAGAGGAGGGGAGAGCAGACCAGAAGAAAGCUCGCGCCCAGGAGAGACUUUCCAGACAGGAAAAAUUCAAGCUCGCUUAUGAGUCCCGCCAAACGGAAGAAAACCAGACAACGCACAUCGUGCGAAAUGGGAUUAACGCACGAUCGUAAAAAAAUACAAGCUUGGGGGACCUGUGGCGGGAGACUUCCUCUACUGCGAUUGGACUCCACCAUCAGCAAAUCCUUACAUGGGUCACAGCAUCAUAAGACAUGAUGACGAAAGCUCCUCUAAAGAGAGAGGUUAUGGAAGGAACUACAAAAAAUUACUGACAACAACGACUCUGGAAGAUCCGGCAACUGCGCCUCAAGUCGUCCAGACCUACGUUGCAUCGGCUCCUCGUUUUACUGUUCGUAAACAGUGUCUUAACCUCUUUUUAAUAGUGAAUUUUACACCUAUCUGUUCAGUUCUUAAAGAUGAACAAGAUUAGGAACUUUUCCAGGACAUAGUGGCCCGUUCAGGGCGGAAAACUUCGGUUUUUCUUUAGUGAUGAGUGAUGUGAGUGAGUGAUUGCGUAAUCCUAAAUUGCCAACUCUCACCACCCACUCGUCACUUUCUUUCGCUCGCGCAUGCGCAUUUAAGCUUAACUUCGGCAACAAUGCUAAGACAAUAAUCAGAUCUGAGAUUCAGCGAUAUGACUUUGAACUCUUCUCGGCGCAUGCACGAAAAACCACGACAGACACUUAUCAGAUCACUCGAUUUAUAGCGAAGGAAGCACCUGAUACUACGCGCUUACGUUUCAUUGACAGUGACAGUGACCCAUACCACUAUCACCACAGCAUCUACGCGCUGCAUUGCGCCGCGCCGAGUAUCACACCGCCGCGCCGCCACCGCGCGCCGCGCGCCGUUUUUAAAUCAAGCACGCUGCGAACACAGCUGCACCAACACGCGUUUCGGACCAUUCCAUUCUCACCCACACAAUUAGCAUGAGGAAGUGCAUAUAUCACGACAAAUAAUAUCACUGUCGAAUUUGUAGGUGCCUUUCACAUGCCAUAACAGAUUGCAGCUCAAAAGGUUGCAACGUUAGGAAACAUCAGCUCUUGGCAAUAAUGGACACCAACCCGACUAAACCCACAGGAUCUUCAAUUUCAGCCGAUCCUCCACCAUCUCAAGACCCUCAUAACAACGAAGAAAUAGGAACAAUAGAUCCGAACAGAAACAACUCAAAUGGAAACUCUGUAACUCAAAAGGAGAUAAUUGAAAUUGAAAUCCAAACACCAGGCACGGGAGAAACAUCAACACAGAAUGAACAACAACACCAAAAACAGGACCCGGUUCAAGAAAUCAGGAAGGAAAUCAUCGCAUUAGCACUUGAGAUGGCCAAAAUCUCGGACAAGUCAAAAAAUCCGCUACUCAAGGAAGAAGAGAAACAAGAACUACUCUACUAUGUCAAGCAAAUGGAGGAAAAGAAAGAAGCCCUCACCAAAAAACUACCCGAAUAUGACCCAAUAGCAGCUGGUAAAUUUAGAACAUCAACUCCAACACCAGCUGAAGAAAUGGUAAUCGACAUAGGAACCCCCACACGUAAAAGGACUUUAUCGAUUCUGAAAAAGUCAUUCAGCGACACGGAUCUAAGUUCUUACCCCAAAAGCCAAAAACCAAAAACAACCGAAAAUCAACAGAAGAAAAUUGAAAGCUUCUUUACACCCUCAACGCAAGGAAGUAAAACCAAUACACCAAACGACACAGAGGAUGAAGACGACACAGGGCAUAGAGCUAAAACCAAAAACAGAGGCAGAGGCAGAGGAAACACUCACAAUCAGGCAGGACGAGGAAACCCUAAAUCCAGGACACCUACACCGAUUAAGAAACCUUCAAUCCCAAAAAAGGAACAAAACAACCAAACAUCCAUUUCCAACUCAACUACCACAAAACCGCAGGAACAAAACGAAGAAAAGAACAAAUCAAUAGACCCAUCAACACUAUUCACUCCUUUGAAAACAGGACCAACUAACAAGGAAACGGAAAAUAGUCAGACCAAACCCAGCAAGGAUACCGAAGAUAAACUUGAAAAAACUUGGGAAAAGUAUAUUAAGCAACACCCAACACCGGACGCAACAGCUCUUAGACGUCACUUUCAAAAAAUAUAUUCAUUUUUUGAAGAACUUUUCACAAAGCAACACCCUCAAACCACGAAAAUCGAAGAUAAACCAUUAAAUCAGAUCAACAAAGACAUUCAAGAACUCAAAAAACAUCACAGCGAGUCCCAAAAGAAACAGCAGGAAACAAUGAAUGAACUAAAAGAAAUAAAGAAAAUGUUAGAAAAGAGCAACCAGACUUUUCAACAAUCCAUCAAACAGAUAGAUAAAUCAGUACAGCAAAAUGUAAAGCACAAAGAAUACCCCGCUCUACAAUCAUACGCAGAUAGACUCAAGAAAAACCUUCAGUGCAACCAAAUCGCAAACAAAAACGACAAUAUUUUUGAUUUCAAUGUCAACUUGAAAGGAGUAAAAAUAGAAAAAGAGAAAGAAGAGAGCACCAUAAAUUAUAUUAUGGAAAAGUCGAAGAUUUUCAGAAAUAACUCGAACAUAGAUUUGAUCAGGCUUAUAAACGGAGGAACAACAAUAAAGAUACGUGGAACCUCAACAGAAAAAGAAAAUCUGAAACAAAAUCUCCAAAAAAUCAUAAAUGAAGUAACCCAAGAAGAAGUUGACAUAACAUCAAGAAAAUCAUCCGAAGUCAUGAAAAUUACAGCUAUAAACGCAAGUUUCUCAGACGAGCAGAUACAUGGUAUGAUAGAGGAAAAUCUGAACGUCCCUCAAUAUAACAGAAACUACAUAAGAGAAAAUGUCAAGAUAUUUAGAAGGAUCACAUCAAGGUUUGAUAGCACCAAGAUGACAGUCUUCAUGAGAGUCACUUCUCCUCUGCUAGAAUCAAUAAAUAGUAAAAAAGAAUUUCUACCAUCGCCAAAUCAUUUUAGAAGAGUUACUAUUACACCAAUCAUUUAUGUUUCAAAUUGUACUAAAUGUUUUGGUUUUCAUGCAUCAGCUAAGUGCGAAGAAAUGAAUCUUUGUAAAAACUGUGGAUCAUCUGAACACAAAAUCUCGGAAUGUAAAGCAACCAAAAACUGUAUAAACUGCAAAAGAGCAAAUAGAGGGAAAGGUACUCUCAACCAUCUACCGACCGAUAAAGAAUGCCCACAGCUUCAACGAGAAUUGGAAAGACAGACAGAAAGAUGCUACAGAGAGGCGAACCCAAGUAUAAUUGAAGAACUCAAGUCACAAAAUAACAACGCAUUAUUGACACAAAUCAAUAAUCUACAACAUGGAUAACAAAGACAGAGAGAAAAUAAAUGAACACAUAGAUAAUCUUUUUGGGAACGCCUUCUCUAGAGUCGAAAAAG